GUCGAGGUUUGGUACGAGCAGGCGCCUACUGCGCCAUUCUCGGGUCAAGAUGGAGUCGAGAGUGUAUUAGGUAGUGAUAGUGUUUCCACUCAUUUAUGUGGAGAGCAGAGAUUGUUUGCUGUGAGCGACCUCAUUGGCACCGAGCAUAUGGUAUACGGUCAUUCGGUUGCGGCAAUCGCCACGGCAAUGAAGCCUACAGUGGUAUUCAAG
Perkinsus marinus ATCC 50983 is the source of this 210-nucleotide messenger RNA. RefSeq lists its product as hypothetical. The record is from RefSeq and is a predicted model, not a curated record. The annotation marks the transcript as partial. The transcript has a single exon. Lineage: Eukaryota; Perkinsozoa; Perkinsida; Perkinsidae.